This is a messenger RNA of Salvia miltiorrhiza (redroot sage), 1992 nucleotides long. RefSeq lists its product as uncharacterized. Bases 257 to 1783 code for a protein of 508 amino acids. The transcript has 6 exons. The record is from RefSeq and is a predicted model, not a curated record. NCBI's taxonomy places the organism in Eukaryota, Viridiplantae, Streptophyta, Magnoliopsida, Lamiales, Lamiaceae.
GAACAAACCAGACCAAACGGUUCGGACUUGAGAAAAAGCAACAUAUGAAUUUACACUUUGAUCGUACCUAUAUAUAUAUAUAUAUAUCGUCGUUAUAUUCUGAACUUCUGCUGUGAUUCUCUCUUUAUUACAGCUUUUGCUUUUGUUGUUGCAUCUUCCCACAGUUCUCUCUCUCUUGGGUCACCGCUUCUCCUGCCCCAGAGUUGAACUACUCUGUUGCGCUUUGCUGGUGACGUGUAUGUACUUGUAGUUAUUCAUGGAGGAAUCCAACUCAUGGAGAGAUGAGCUGGCGAGCUUGGUCGAGGACACGGGGAUAAUAUUCCCCGGUGAAUCGAUGACGGUCUCGCCGAAGCCGCCGCCGCCGCCGGAGGAAGAAGACGCGGAGAGUUUGAAGGAUCAGAUCAAGGGCUUCGCGGCGGCGUGGGGCGAGCUGGCGGUGGAACUAGGGAGAGGGUUUCGGGAUGUCGUGCAGCAGACGAUAUUGACCGACGACUCUUACAUUGUGAAGAAAACCAAGCUCCCGUUGGCCGAGGUCUCGGAGAAAUUGAGGUUUCUCAACGACUUCUUGCCCGAGGAUCGCGAUCCCCUCCACGUCUGGCUCGUCAUUUUCUUCGUUUCUAUGCUAGCUCUAGCUGUUUUGAGUGUAACUAGCAAACACGAAAGUGGUAUUUCAUCGGUGAAGAAGGUUUGUCUGCAUCCUCCCAGUGCUGAGCGUAUACUGCUUCCAGAUAAUAGAUACUUAGCCUAUCAUGAAUUCGGAGUUACAGCUGAUAAAGCCCGACAUUCCCUUAUCGUUCCUCAUGGUUUCCUCUCUUCACGUUUUAGUACAGGUACGUUGGGAAUCAAAGUGUCGCUGCUGGAAGAGUUUGGUGUUCGUCUCAUCAGUUAUGAUCUUCCGGGUUUUGGGGAGAGCGAUCCGCAUCCUGAUAGGAAUCUUAACUCAUCAGCUCUGGAUUUGUCACACUUGGCAGAAUCUUUAGGAGUGAAGGGCAAAUUCUGGGUUCUGGGAUAUUCUAGUGGUUCCUUACAUGCUUGGGCUGCUCUAAAGUAUAUUCCAAACAAAGUUGCUGGUGCAGCCAUGCUUGCCCCAUUGGUCAAUCCAUACGAUUCGAGCAUGACUGAAGAAGAGAUGUCUAGGACUUGGGAGAAUUGGACCAGACGGAGAAGAAUGUUGUUCUAUUUGGCUCGAAGAUUUCCAAAGUUCCUUGGUUACUUCUAUCAUCGUACUUUUCUCUCUGGAAAGCAUGGCCAACUCCAAAAAUGGUUGUCUUUAUCAUUGGGAAAGAAGGACAAAGAUCUUAUUGAAACACCAGCUUUUGAAGAAAUCUGGCACAGGGAUGUCGAGGAGUCAGUUCGCCAGGGUAACCUAAAGCCAUUUGUCGAAGAAGCUAUGCUCCAAGUGUCGGAUUGGGGUUUCAGCCUCAUGGAUCUCCAAGUGCAGAGGAAAUGUCCAAGAAAAGGCAUCUUCCCAUGGCUGCAAUUCAUGUAUGGUACACCAGAAUGUCAAUUGGUUGGAUAUCUCGGCCCCGUGCACAUAUGGCAGGGAAUGGAUGACAUGGUGGUUCCUCCAUCAAUGACUGAUUUCGUUGCUCGUAUUCUACCAAGUGCGAUUGUGCAUAGACUUGAGGAAGAGGGACACUUGUCGUACUUCUCCUUGUGCGAUGAAUGCCAUAGAAACAUAUUCUCGACCAUUUUUGGAAGCCCGCAGGGUACUGUAGAUAAUACUCUUACACAAGACAACGUAGAAGAGGGCUCGGCGCAGCCGGAGCCUGCAACUAUAUGAUAUGGAUGUUUCUUUUUUCCAGAAUGACUGUAGAUAACAGGGAUGCUUCUUUUUCUCAACGGAGCAGCGAAUUCCAGAGUGCUGAGAUAACCUUACAUAGUGCUGACAAUAGAUUUAUCAAACACGAAAAUGUGACACCUCACUUACCUACCUGUGAGUACAACGUUAUUUUUCUACUUAUACCCCAAUGAACAUAUCAUUCUGCUUUA